UUAUUUCUUAAAAAUUUAUUAGAUUUCAGAUUUUCACUGAAAUUAUUUUCACUGAAUUUCUUAUGCUAUAUUUUGAUGGCCUUAUUUUGAGCGUUAGGGAAAUUCCUGGAUAUCCUGUUGUUUGUCGUUAUAUAAAAUCUUCAUAUCAAAAUGAUCCUGUUCGUUCUGUAAUUGAGCUUCUUCUUAUUUUCUUUGUUAUAAGAUAUAUUUUUUCGACUAGAUAUAGCCCUGAAAAGAAUAAUUAUGUAAAACUUUCUGAAAAGGAAAUUGAUGAUCUAGUAGAUGAAUGGGUUCCUGAAAGUCUUGUUUCUAACCCAACAGAGGUAGAAGAACUAGAAAUAGAAAAAGUUCCCGUUAUAAUUGGUAGUGUCGAUUCUAAAGUUAGACUUUCGUCAUCUCCUACAAGAACAAUAAUUCAUCUUUCAUCUUAUAAUUUUUUGGAUUUUAUUUCUUCUGGUUUAUUACAAAAGAAGGCAAUUGAAGCGUUACGAAAAUAUGGUGUUGGGCCAUGUGGUCCUCCGGGAUUCUAUGGAACUCAAGAUGUACAGAUGGUUUUAGAACAAGUACUUGCAAAUUUUCUAGGAACUGAAUCUGCAAUUCUUUACUCUCAAACAUAUUCUACUAUUUCUUCUGUUAUUCCUGCAUUUUCUAAACGUGGUGACAUUUUAGUUGUUGACCGUGGUGUGAAUUUUGCAAUUCAGAAAGGGAUUCAAAUAUCUCGUUCUACUAUACGAUGGUUUGAUCAUAAUGAUAUUUCUUCUCUUGAAAAUGUUCUAGAAGACAUUCGUAUUGAUCAAAUGGUAUCACGUAAGCCUCUUACACGAAGAUUUAUUAUUAUCGAGGGAUUAAGUGAAAAUUUUGGUGAUAUUUGCAAUCUUACAAAAAUUAUUGAGCUUAAAAAAAAAUAUAAAUAUCGAUUAAUACUUGAUGAAUCAUGGUCAUUUGGUACAUUAGGCAGAUGUGGACGUGGAGUAAUCGAAUAUUAUGGAUGUGAUCCUCAGGAUGUUGAUAUUAUAGUUGGAUCCUUAAGUACGUCUCUUUGUAGUGGUGGUGGAUUUUGCGCAGGUGCUUCGGAAAUUAUAGAGCAUCAGAGAAUAACAGGGGUUUCUUAUGUUUUUUCUGCUGCAUUGCCUGCAUCACUUGUUGUAAUUGCUUCUCAGGCAAUACUUAUGCUUCAACAAUCAUCUUCUGUUGACUAUUUUACUACCUUAAGAGAUAAUUCUAAUGUAUUUCGAUCAAUAAUUGAGAUGAGUGAAUUUAUAGAUAUAAGUAGUCAUAGAGAUAGUCCUAUAAUUAUUUUUCGUAUAAAAAAAGAAAUUUCAAAUAAAUAUAGCUGGUCUUUUGACGAAAUAGAAAGAAUUCUUCAAGAAAUUGUAGACGAGUCUCUUAAUAGUGGUAUACUUAUUACACGUGUUAAGAAAAUUAGUUCUCAAGAGAUUUGGAAAUUUGAUCCAAGUAUUCGUGUUUGUAUAAAUGUUGGUUUGUCCAAAAAAGAAAUUGAAAAGUCUGCUAUAAUUCUAAAAUCAGUGAUUAGUAAAAUUUUGAAGUCAAAAAAAUAA
Pneumocystis murina B123 is the source of this 1559-nucleotide messenger RNA. RefSeq lists its product as hypothetical. Gene Ontology annotation, molecular function: serine C-palmitoyltransferase activity; pyridoxal phosphate binding. Lineage: Eukaryota; Fungi; Ascomycota; Pneumocystomycetes; Pneumocystales; Pneumocystaceae. Gene Ontology annotation, cellular component: endoplasmic reticulum. The coding region runs from base 63 to 1559 and encodes 498 amino acids. The transcript has 8 exons. Gene Ontology annotation, biological process: ceramide biosynthetic process; sphingosine biosynthetic process. The record is from RefSeq and is a predicted model, not a curated record.